AUGGAUUACAACACCUCUUCAUCCACAUCCCUCCUGACCAAUUCUUCCCACUAUGUAAGUCUUGCUCUUCGUCCUGCAAUCUACUACAGUCUACCAUAUCGCAUACUUGGCACAAUAGCUGCAACUCUCAUUCUCAUAGUUGGAUUGUCUGGCAAUCUACUUGUGAUCACGGUGAUUACGUGGUCCUCAAAGAUGCGUAGUCCAACAAACUGCUACCUAGUGUCCCUCUCCUUCAGUGAUAUGCUCUUUCUCCUGCAUGCUGCAGCUCCUUUUAUCUGGGAGCUCUACGUCAUGAUAGGCCAGUGGACACUGGGCACGCAAGCCUGUCGAAUUAUCGUAGCAAUGCAAUACCUCUGUGUGGACACAUCUGCUCUUUCAAUGGCAGCCUUUUCGGUGGAGCGUUGGGUGGCUAUUUGCCAUCCUAUGCGUGCUCAGACCCUCUGCACUGUGAACCGAGCACUUAAAAUUAUUGCUGGCAUUUGGAUAUUCUGUGGUGCCUACAAUUGUGUCUGGCUUUUUACUCUGGACACACAAGUUGUUGAAUAUGUCUAUGGCACCUAUCAAACCUGCACUUACAAAUUUUCCCGAAUGCGUUACUCCACUGUGUACCUGUUAGAUUUCAUCCUCUUUUACACCCUUCCAUUGGGCCUGAUAUUUGUCAUGUAUACACAAAUCGCUUUACGACUCUUCAAAUUUCACAAGCCUCUCUGUCUGGUCUUGAACAAGGAAAAAUCGGCAGACAACAGAAAGGCUGCAAGAGACCCAAGACGCAGUAGUCCACUUGCCUGUCAGUUGAGUAUUUUGGAACAAGCGAGACAGGCUACACUCAACCGAAAUGGAGGUCGACAAAUUCGUUCAAGGAAACAGGUAGUUAAAAUGUUGAUGGCGGUGGUGGUGCUCUUUGCGGUCUUCUGGUUUCCUUAUCGCACAUUGGUGGUGUACAACAGCUUCGUCACACCUAAACGCACCGACUACUGGUUGAUACUCUUUGUCAAGACAAUGGCCUACCUCAAUUCUACAGUCAACCCAAUCCUCUACAACGCCAUGUCCAAGAAGUUUCGUCGUGCUUUUCGCCUAUUGCUAACACAAGCCUCCUGCUUUGGAAGACAAAGCAAAAUGAACAGCGUUUUGGGCAGUCGACGCACCGAGUGUGUUAGAUCGCGAGACUACUUUCGUCAAGUGCACCAACGACGACACCAACUCUCACGAACCUCCACCAGUCCAAUUCAGGAAACAGAACUACAAGUCCUCACCUCCAAGACCAAUAAAGAGGCUCUGGAGUAA
Messenger RNA from Hydatigera taeniaeformis, 1284 nucleotides. NCBI's taxonomy places the organism in Eukaryota, Metazoa, Platyhelminthes, Cestoda, Cyclophyllidea, Taeniidae. The record is from the annotation of a GenBank genome assembly.